This is a messenger RNA of Athene cunicularia (burrowing owl), 1448 nucleotides long. It is a transcript of the gene SNAPC5, whose product is annotated as small nuclear RNA activating complex polypeptide 5. The record is from RefSeq and is a predicted model, not a curated record. Gene Ontology annotation, cellular component: nucleus. Lineage: Eukaryota; Metazoa; Chordata; Aves; Strigiformes; Strigidae. The transcript is spliced from 4 exons. The coding region runs from base 1 to 336 and encodes 111 amino acids. Gene Ontology annotation, biological process: transcription initiation at RNA polymerase III promoter; transcription by RNA polymerase II.
AUGUCUUUUAACGCGAGUGACGCUCGGGAGUUGCGAAAGGCGGCGGGCCGCCGCUUGGCCGCGGCUCUGGGGGCUCUGAGGCACGCUGGGGACCUGUGUCCUGCUGUCUACUCAAGCAGAAAAGCAGUGAAACAGGUGGAAGAGCUGGCGCUGCAGUCUAUGAUCAGGGCCAGAGAGCAGAGCGCGACGGGCGCGUCCUCCAGCGCAGCGGAGGAGACUCGCAGAGCUCUUGGGCAGAUGGACAAUGAGGCUGCUAUCAAUCAAACUGAAUUGCACCUAAGCCUUCAAGGUCGUGAAGAGGAAGAGGAGGAAGAGGAGGAGGAAUCUGAUUCUUGAGAGAAAAAAGUCAGAGAUGGGGCUUUAAUACAGACUCAGGAAUUUCUUCAUUCAUAUAAAAUUCACCAACUGAUUUUCAUUUUGUCUUGUAUAUGGAUAUAUUAUGAACUAUAUGACUCGCAAGGCUCUUGGGAGUCUAGGGGGGUUUAGCUUGAACAUCAGUGUCACAAGCUUGGCACAUCUUAAGAUGUUAAAAAAAAAAAGAAAAUUGGCUGCACAAAUAUGUAGCAUAAUCCGUUCCACAUUUACAACCUAGUGUAGUUUACUACAUCUUUAUAUGUGGAUGGGAGAGGUCAGUAAUCAAGUCAGACUAAUUUAACAUGCACUCUAAAAGCAAUAAUUCACCUCUUCUGAUUUCCUGAUGCUGAAAAAUAAAACCAGGCCAUGGAGGCUGGUUGCUGAACCAAUGAUUAUAUUAUAACCUCAUUUGCUUACACUUGAGAAUUUACGACAGGUGGUGGGAAAAGGUGUGUCCAGGACUGUCUGCAGGCUUUCAGCUGCGGGGGCUCGGUGCCACACAGGUGACUUGUGCUCCCUGUGAGUGUGAUGAGUCAAACAGAGGUGUCUGUGCCCUGGGAGAUGCAGGUGCUGCACUGUUGACCAAAUUCUGAGCGUAAUGAGGCUGCUGCUCCUUGUACCUGCUGGUGCUCUCCCUAAGUACUGUUGGUCUGACUGUAACAGCAAAGGGUUUUCUACUUCUUGCUCUUUCAGUCAGCCUUUUAGUUGUCCACAAAUUGUACAGUAAGAAUUGGUCCCUCUUACUUGUCAUAAGGAACUAAUUUUUUUAGUGUUAUUUUCUUUGACAAUAACUUUGUAAGUCAUUGCAAUGUCACCUUCUUUCAAGUGAUCUUUGAGGAGCAGUAGGAGGCGUUUAACAAGUUAUAAAAUGGAAAGUAAUGCAAAGGCAAGUCCCCUCCCCAGUUUCUGUGCUGGUACAGUAACAGGCUCGUGCUGCUCUUACUGACAGUAUGUUCUUUCUCCUCAUGAAGCGCAGACAGCAUGUGGUGCAGCUGGUUAUUUUAUCUAUUCUUAAAGACUUGUUUUAAAGCACAGAAACCCAAACUCUGUUAAGCUGAUGAAAAGCAAACAAUAAAAGUGAUAUUUGGACUCAG